CGGGCCUGGCCGCCAGGCUCGGGGUCGACGGCCGAGCGCUUCGCUCUGCGUCCCAGGCCGCGACGGCCUCGCGCUUCCCCUCGCGGCGCUCGUCCCGGGCUCGGGGCGGCUCCCGCGUUCGGCCCGGUUCCGCAGCGGCCUGGCCCGAUGGCGCCUCAGCGGAGGGGCGCGCUCAGGGCGCCCGAGGGCAGCGGGGCGUCAGAGCGCCGGCGCCCGUGCAGCACAAAGAAUGUCUGGGCACCUUGGGAGGUGCGGAGGAAGUGGCUGAGAACUACCAUCCUGGGGGCCUGUGCUGUGCUUACUGGGCUCCUGCUCUGGAGCAGCCUGGGGGGUGAUGAUGGCGUCACUGAGGUCCUGGCUCACCGUGGGGAGAUCCUGCCUGGCAGGUUCAUUGAGGUGCCCUGCUCGGAGGACUAUGACAGUCACCGAAGGUUUGAAGGCUGCUCCCCUAGGAAGUGUGGGCGGGGCAUCACCGACACCGUCAUCACCAGGGAUGAAGCUCGGAGGAUUCGCAGCAUAGCCGAGAAGGGGCUGUCCCUGGGAGGAUCUGACGGAGGGGCGUCCAUCCUGGACUUGCACUCAGGAGCCCUGUCUGUUGGGAAGCACUUUGUGAACCUGUACAGAUACUUUGGAGAUAAAAUACAAACCGUCUUCUCAGAAGAGGACUUCCAGUUGUACCGGGACGUGCGGCAGAAGGUCCAGCUCACGAUUGCCCAGGCUUUUGGCAUCAGCGCAUCUUCACUGCACCUGACCAAGCCCACGUUCUUCUCCCGCAUCAACAGCACCCAAGCCCGGACGGCACACGACGAGUACUGGCACGCGCACGUGGACAAGGUGACCUAUGGCUCCUUUGACUACACCUCGCUGCUCUACCUCUCUGACUACCUGGACGACUUCGGUGGAGGGAGAUUUGUGUUCGUGGAGGAGGGGGCCAACAAGACAGUGGAGCCAAGAGCAGCACCUCUGUCUACAAACUGUGCGGAAACGCUGGAAGGGACACGGAGACCCCUACUCUUACUGUGCGUCCACAGACCCUUGAGAACUGCGUCUGUCUACAUGGGCAGAGGGGGUGGAUGGGCACGGGAGGCCGGCGGCCGCUGUGCAGACAGGCCUGGCUGCUGUCCCAUGUCUCAAGUUUGAAUCAAGAGACCAAGGACAAGAUGUGUUUUAAAAAUGUAAGUCUCGGGGUGCCUAGGUGGUCAGUUGGUUGAGCAUCCAACUUCGGCUCAGGUCAUGGUCUCACGGUUGGUGGGUUUGAGCCCCGUGUCAGGCUCUGUGCUGACAGCUCAGGGCCUGGAGCCCACUUCGGAUUCUGUGUCUCCCUCUCUCUCUGCCCCUCCCCGACUUGCACUCUGUCUCUUUCAAAUAAACAUUAAAAAAUAAAUAAAUGUAACUCUCAGAAAGUGUGGUGGGUCCGGAUUGCUCUGGGAAAGCGUUUCCUUCCCAUGGGGGUGGCUGGGCUGGUCCAGAGGAGGGGACUGCACUGUGUGUGAGUUCCAAGAGCCCCCAGGCUCACACUCAUAGGUUUCCUGUGUGUUCACCAUUUCUUUUGCUCUGUUGUUUCCAAACACAGCCCGGUUCUCUGUUUACAGCUAGAAAGCAGGGUGUGUCUGAGGUGGCUUCUUCUCUCCUUUGCAAAGAUUACGGUCAAUUUGCAAGUAUUGAUGGAAGCAGUCAACUGUCCAGCAGUGGCUUUGUGGGUUUUUUUU
Acinonyx jubatus (cheetah) is the source of this 1709-nucleotide messenger RNA. It is a transcript of the gene OGFOD3, whose product is annotated as 2-oxoglutarate and iron dependent oxygenase domain containing 3. Gene Ontology annotation, molecular function: L-ascorbic acid binding; oxidoreductase activity, acting on paired donors, with incorporation or reduction of molecular oxygen; iron ion binding. Lineage: Eukaryota; Metazoa; Chordata; Mammalia; Carnivora; Felidae. The transcript is spliced from 9 exons. The coding region runs from base 148 to 1140 and encodes 330 amino acids. Gene Ontology annotation, cellular component: membrane. The record is from RefSeq and is a predicted model, not a curated record.